AAAUGUCUAGUUGAGGUCCAGCCAUUUUCCUCAGCUUAGUGUCCCAGAGUAUCUCCGCAGUGUGUUUGAUCAGUGAGCGUUUAGACUAAGAUUCCUGCCUUAGUGUUUUUGGAUACCUCUGCCUGUACCUCACCUUGUGCAAUAAACCAGCCUUGCUCAAGUCAGCUGAGUCGUGCCUUCUGAGUCCAAACCUCUGCUGUGUUCCUGACACUAUCCCUAACCUUAACCAGCCUAACCAACGGAGGAAACAACUAAUAGCCAAUCAGAGAGCUCAGUUUCAAUGUGGAUCAUGGCUAUCUGGAGGGUCUGGUUCGAGGAAUGAAGGCCGGGAUUCUGACCUGCGGUGACUAUCACAAUCUGGCCCAGUGUGACUCACUUGAGGACAUGAAACUACACCUGCAGAGCACAGACUACGGAAAGCUGCUGUCCUCAUCUGAAGAGGACCUGACUGUGUCUUUGGUGGACAGCAAACUGAGGCAGAACCUGGUGACUGAAUUCAGCUGCCUUCGCUCCAACGCCCUGCCUCCACUAUCAGCCUUCCUUGACUAUAUAACCUACAGCUACAUGAUCGACAAUGUGGUGAUGUUGAUUACCGGGGCCCUGAAACAGAGAGACGUGGCAGAGCUCCUCCCGCGGUGUCACCCACUGGGAGCUUUUGACCAAAUGGCAGCUGUGGGCAUCGCUCAUACCCCGACUGAGCUCUACUCAGCCAUCCUGGUGGACACACCACUAGCUCAGUUUUUCCAGGAUGCUGUAUCUGAGUCCAACCUGGAUGAGAUGGAAGCAGAAAUCCUCAGGAACAAACUGUAUAAGGCAUAUUUAGAGUCUUUCCACUCUUUCUGCAAGAACAUUGGUGGUGCCACAAAAGAUGUAAUGUGUCCUGUCCUGGAGUUUGAGGCAGACAGGCGGGCCUUCAUCAUCACAGUGAACUCCUUCGGGACAGAUCUCAGCAGUGCAGACAGGAGUGCAUUGUAUCCAUCUUGUGGCAAACUUUACCCUGAAGGGCUGCGACUGCUGGCCAAGGCAGACGACCACGAGCAGGUCAAAGCUGUGGCCGACUGUUACCCAGUGUACAAAAUAAUUUUUGAUGACCCUGAGCCAGGAUCAGAUUUUAAGACUCUGGAGGACAGAUUCUUUGAACAAGAGGUGAAGCUGAACACACUUGCAUUCCUGCAGCAAUUCCACUUCGGAGUAUUUUACUCCUACAUCAAACUGAAGGAGCAGGAGAGUCGCAACAUUGUCUGGAUCUCUGAGUGUGUCACACAGAGACAGAAGUCCAAGAUACACAACUACAUACCCAUCUUCCAGGGAACAAAUAAAUGAGCAAUAAAGAGAAAUACAUACAUGUAAAAAUAUGUUGAUUUCUUUAUGAUCUAUGUUUGGUUGUGAGGAUUAGUUAAUGUGGUUGCACUAAAGUCAGUCAAAUAUACAGUAAAAUUCAAAAAUGAGGCCUCUACUCGCUAUAGUUAGUAUGUUCACAUUCACAUUACUGGCACAAUAUCUGCAUGUCUAAACAGGAAUAAAAUGUACAUUACAGGUUGUAUAAUAAUGUGUAACUAUACAAUGUAGUACUGUAUUUUACAAAACAUAAGUAUAUUAGUAAUGUAGCACAAACAGUGGUAUAAAAGUGUCAAAAAUCGCCCA
Molecule: messenger RNA, 1644 nt
Organism: Micropterus dolomieu (smallmouth bass)
Lineage: Eukaryota; Metazoa; Chordata; Actinopteri; Centrarchiformes; Centrarchidae
Product: V-type proton ATPase subunit d 1-like
Exons: 9
Coding region: 319-1323 (334 amino acids)
Biological process (GO): vacuolar acidification; proton transmembrane transport; vacuolar transport
Cellular component (GO): lysosomal membrane; vacuolar proton-transporting V-type ATPase complex; plasma membrane proton-transporting V-type ATPase complex
Molecular function (GO): proton-transporting ATPase activity, rotational mechanism
Source: RefSeq, a predicted model, not a curated record